AGUCUUACGAACUCGGCUAAUUGAGUCUGUGGCCUUGGAAAAUAGUCGCGGUGGGAAAGUUCGUCGUUUUUGAACACGGCCAUACGGACGCUGGGGCUUCCACAUUCCCUCAGUGUCUUACUGGACUAAACGCCACAAAGCACAACCAGAGGCAGGACUACUUGUCAAGGUGUUUGGCUCGUGACGUCAUAUCUUAAUGGCGGACAGCAGAGAUGGGAGGCAGAUGUUUAUUUAGCCUCGCCGCGCUGCUCCUCUGCCCCUUCCACGUCUUGGCAGACUACUGCGAGUACCCCCUAGUGGAGGAGUCCGUGCUCACAGCCUCCUCGGAACUCGUCACUCGCGAGGCAGACAAGGCUCGGCUGUACGAGGAGCAUGCCUGGUCAGCUGCCGACAACAACUACUACCAGAGCCUGACCGUCGACCUCCGCAAGAGACACAGGGUCACUCGCAUUGCAACACAGGGCAAGCAGAACACACGGGAGUUUGUCAGCGAGUUUGUGGUGCAGUACUCGGACAAUGCUGACCUGUGGAAGACGUACAAGAAUCCUAUGGGCUUAUAUAAGGCCUUCCCGGGUAACGAAGAUGGGAACACUGUCUCCACCAACCUGUUCGAGACACCGAUAAUUGGAAGGUACAUCCGCGUCAAGCCUACACGAUGGAGGGACCGGAUAUCUAUGCGCUUGGAGCUGUACGGAUGCGAGUAUUUACCAGAGACCGUGAGCUUCAGUGGCAAUGCAAUGGUGGUGAUGGACCUGAGGGAGUUUCCGGUGGACUCUGUGCGCGACCACAUCCGCUUCCGUUUCCGCACCAAAGAGCCAGAUGCAAUGGUGAUGUAUGGACGAGGCACCCAGGGGGACUACUUGGCCCUCCAGCUGGUGCAGAACAGGAUGGUGUUGAAUGUGAACCUGGGGUCACGUUUCCUUACCUCCCUGUCUGUCGGGUCCCUCUUGGAUGACAAUUCUUGGCACGACGUGGAAAUUCGAAGGGAGCAACGCAACAUUACCUUCCUGGUGGAUCGUGUCAGAGUGGAUGACAUCAUUCUGGGUGACUUCAAGAGGUUGAAUCUAAAUAAAGAGCUGUACAUCGGGGGUGUGCCAAAUCUGCAGCUGGGGAUGAAAGCGCGGGUGAACUUCACAGGCUGCAUGGAGAACCUCAAUAUUAACGGCACGGCAAUCAUUCCCGAGAUGAGGCAGGCCAGCGACUACUACUCCCGCUACAACAAGAGGCCAAAGUACUCCCUCAUCAAUAUUGGCAGUGUCUGUGAGUUUGGCAUCUCAGCUGACCAGACCCUGACCUUUACAACCAGGAAGAGCCAUCUCAAGUACCCAGCAUUUGAGGACCAGAAGAAGAUCAACGUGUCCUUAGAAUUUAGAACUUACGAGGAAAAAGGCGUUCUCAUCCACCACAAGUUCACUACAUAUGGAUACUUCAUGCUGUUCCUGGACGAAGGGAAGGUGAAGGUGGAGGUGAACGCACGUGGCACUCCCGGCCUGGUGGUUCUGGAUAACUUUGAGACGCUGUACAACGACGGACAGUGGCACCGAGUCAUGUUUGUGGUGAUGGAGAAUCGCAUGGAGUUGACAGUUGAUGACGUGCCCAUGCAAACUGUCCGGAUCAUCUCGGUCAUAUCCGGCAAGCACUUCCUCAUUGCCGGUGGUGUGAAGGGGUCGCCGGGCUUCCUGGGGUGCCUCAGGAAGAUCUCUGUGGUCGGGUACAUGCAGAAGCCCAAGGAUGAGGAAAUCAUGUACCCAGAAGGCAUUGUACGGGCGGCCUGUCAGAUCAUAGACCGCUGCAAUCCGAACCCUUGUGAACAUCGGGGCAGGUGCAAACAGACCUCACAGGAGUUUAUCUGUGACUGCACGGCCACAGGCUACUCUGGGGCUGUCUGUCAUACACCCCUGAACCCCAUAUCCUGCGCUGCAUACGGCAUUCAGAACCCAGGCGUUAAGAGGGCUGAGAUCUACAUUGACAUCGACGGCUCAGGGCCUCUCGUUCCCUUCCCCGUCAGCUGUGAAUUCUACAAUGACGGACAGGUGCACUCCUAUCUCAGCCACAAGCAUGAAAAGUUGACAACAGUUGAUGGUUUCGAGAAGAGAGGAUCUUAUGUACAGAACAUCAUCUAUGACGCUGGAAUGGAGCAGAUAGAGAUCUUCGUCAACCGUUCCGCUCGGUGUCGUCAGCGGAUCCAUUUUGAAUGUCUGAAGGCCAAGCUGUUCAACUCUCCGUCCCAGGAAGAUGAGGACUUCUUGCCCUACACAUGGUGGGUUUCGCGUACCAAUCAGCCCAUGGACUACUGGGGCGGGUCACUGCCUGGGUCGCGAAAAUGUGAGUGUGGGCUGAUGGGGACCUGUGUGACGGAUAAGUGGUGUAACUGUGACGGCGGCCUGGAGUCGUGGCUUACUGACAGUGGGGAGCUGACGGUCAAGGAACAUUUACCGGUCCGUCAGCUGAGGAUUGGGGACACCGGCACUCCGCUGGAUGGCAAGAAGGUCCGGUACACCCUUGGGCCGCUUAUCUGCGAGGGAGACCAUGUAUACGACAAUACUGUUACUUUCCGCAAGGCUGACGCUACGAUUAAUCUGCCUCGUUUCGACAUGGGGCACUCUGGGGACAUUUUCUUCGAGUUCAAGACCACAGUGAGGGAUGGCUGCCUCAUCCACGCCAGGGGGCCCACAGACUACAUCAAGAUAUCCAUUGUUGGGGGCAUUGAGCUACAGUUCCAGUACGAGGCGGGGUCAGGGCCGAUGAGCGUUAGUGUGGAGACGAGUAACGUGCUGAAUGACGACACGUGGCACUCCGUCUUGGUGGAGCGCAACCGGAAGGAGGCGCGGAUGAUCGUGGAUGGUGGGCAGAAGGGCUUGGUGGCCGAACCUUAUGGGCCAGUUCGCGCCAUCCACUUGGAGUCUGACUUCGUUGUGGGUGCCACCCUAGACUACCGGGAUGGUUUCGUGGGAUGCAUCCGAGCCCUGAUUCUGAACGGGGAGCUGCAGGACCUGAGGGGCCGGGCGGAGAAGGGCAUGUACGGGGUGCAGCCAGGAUGUGUCGGGAAGUGCAGCUCUAACCCUUGUCUCAAUAACGGCACCUGUCAUGAAGGCUAUUCAACAUUUGAGUGUGACUGCAGAUGGACAGCCUUCAAGGGACCUAUUUGUGCUGACGAGAUCGGAAUCAAGAUGCUGACAGAUACAAUGGUUCGUUAUGAAAUUCCUGGGACUUACAAGACCACCAUCGCUGAGAGGAUUCGAGUCGGCUUCACCACCACCAACCCUCGCGGCUUCCUCAUGGGUCUCCAUUCCAACCUCACUGGGGAAUACCUCACGCUUGCUAUCUCUAAUUCAGGUCACUUAAAGGUCACAUUUGACUUUGGGUUCGAGCGUCACGAGAAGGUUUACGGCAAGCGAACCUUCCAUGAGGGACAGAACCAUGACGUCAAGCUUUACCGGUCCGACUCUGGCCGACGUCUGACUAUGCAGGUGGACAACUACGAGCCAGUAUCUUGGACUUUUGACGUGAAGGGUUCGGCAGACGCACAGUUCAACAACAUUCAGUACGUUUACAUCGGCAAGAACGAGUCGAUGGCCGAGGGUUUCGUUGGCUGCAUAUCCCGGGUGGAGUUUGACGACAUAUACCCGCUCAAGUUCUAUUUCCAGCAAGACCGCCCGCCUAAUGUCAUUGCGGAGUCUACAUCCUCCGUCUUCGAGGACUACUGCGGGAUCGAGCCCAUUAGGUACCCCGAGGAAGAGGCAGAGACACGGCCACCACCGGAAGUGUCGGAGGACGUGCUCAUGGGCUUAUACUCGGACAAUUCUGCGGUCCUUGGGGGAGUUCUUGGUAUCAUUUUCCUCGCAUUGCUGUGCAUGGGGUUCCUGAUCGGCCGGUACAUGGCGCGUCACAAGGGGGACUACCGCACCCAUGAAGCUGAUGGCGCAGAUGUGGCCCCGGAUGCCGACUGGGCUGUGCAGCAUGCCACCACCGGCCCCCAGGUGAAGAAGAACACCGAGAUGUACAUAUAGGAAGGGACGCAGCACCACCACCACCACUACUACUGCUACUACUACCGCUACUACGUCCUCAUGCAAUGCCACACCAUCAAUACUUCAGCGUCUCAGGUUACCACCACCACCACUACUACUACUACAGGGUCUUCAUGUAGUGCUAUACCAUCACUUCUACUGCUACUACUGGGGUCAAGAACACUACUAAUACUACGACUACUACUACUACUACUACUACUGCUGCUGCUGCAAGGUCUCUAAGCACCACUAAUACCAUGACUGCCAUUACUACUAAAGGGCCUGUAGUCAAGACAACACCAAGAUGUACUUAAGUGAGGGAUGCACUACUACUACUACUACUACUACUACUAUAGGAGAACACAAAGAUGUACAAAUAGUCAGAUACAAGUCACCUAACACCAUGACUACUACUACUACUACUACUACUACUACUGAGCCUCACUUUAAGAACACAAAUGUACAUAUAUAGUCAGGAACAGGCCACCAGCAGCACCAUGACUACUACUACUACUACUACUGCAGAGCCUUGCAUUAAACACCACCAUUUUUAACAAGCUUUCUGCAUCAUUAGUAGAGGAAAAACACCCUUGAGAACCCCACCAAGUCAUAUCUGUGACCUUGCAAUACAGUCGAACGAAUAUACACUUCACAGGUCACAGGUCAAGUAGUAGGUGGUGCCAGCGACCCAAGUUGACCUGAGUUAGGCCUAAGUUGAGGGCAGGACAGGGUAGGGGAGCUGUAGGCCUAGUUAGGGCUAUCAUGCAUAAGAGUCUAGGCUUCAAAGUGUUCAGGUCUACAAUUAUUGCAGGGUUUUUCUUCUAUUUUCUAAAUUGACAAACGUUUUUAUUAUUUUAUCAGGUUGUCUUCUUUUACUUCUUGUUUUCUUUUGUUCUUAAUCUUGUUGCUGCUUCAAAAUUUUCUCUUUCUCUGUCUUUUAGUCUAUUGUGUUUGUUUGUUUUUGUUUUUCUAUUGUCAUGUUUCUCUUCUCUUGUCUUUUGUAUGUGAUUGUGUGUUUUGUCUGUCUGUCUGUCUGUCUACAAACUGUCUGCCUGUUUGUUUGGGUUUCUGUGCCAAUGUUUUAUGUCUUCAGUGUGUUUUUACUAAUUCUUGUCUGAUUUUCUUGCUUUGUGUUUGUCUUUUAAUGUUUUUAUUUUCUGUGUUUUCCAUUUUUUUAAUCCUCGUCAUAUUAUUUCGUCUGAAUUUUUUCAUUUUUUUUAUACUCUGUCCAAUUUUUCUUGCCUCAAAUCUGUCUUUUACAAUAUAAUGUGUUUUGUACA
Messenger RNA from Scylla paramamosain (green mud crab), 5290 nucleotides. RefSeq names its product neurexin-4-like (gene Nrx-IV). Bases 213 to 4010 code for a protein of 1265 amino acids. The transcript has 23 exons. NCBI's taxonomy places the organism in Eukaryota, Metazoa, Arthropoda, Malacostraca, Decapoda, Portunidae. The record is from RefSeq and is a predicted model, not a curated record.